Molecule: messenger RNA, 3000 nt
Organism: Gregarina niphandrodes
Lineage: Eukaryota; Apicomplexa; Conoidasida; Eugregarinorida; Gregarinidae
Product: putative acetyltransferase-like protein
Exons: 1
Coding region: 1-3000 (999 amino acids)
Biological process (GO): tRNA wobble base 5-methoxycarbonylmethyl-2-thiouridinylation
Cellular component (GO): elongator holoenzyme complex; cytoplasm; nucleus
Molecular function (GO): iron-sulfur cluster binding; catalytic activity
Source: RefSeq, a predicted model, not a curated record
AUGGACGAGUGGGCCGAUUUGUACACCCAUACUUCGGAGCCUGCGGGUGAGGUCGCUUGUAUCACGGCCGAAGACUUGAAAGACGAGCAUCGUCGGAAGCAUUUGCUCUCAUUUCGUGAAUCGAUGAUGCAAUGGAAGAACUUCGAAACGGAGGUGGCCGAGGUCGCACCAGAGGUAAAAGCCUUUUGUCGACGACUUCUCACCGACCACAACAUCACCACUGGCAACCAGCUUGAGAAGGCGAUGAAAAAUAUCAGGAAGGACCUCAAAGUGCACCCGAGCAAGGCGCAACUAGCUAUCGCUAUCAAACUUCUUCUGCAUGAACGCUGCCCAUGCCAGGCCCCAGACCAAGAAAAAAGCUUGGAUCUAGAAAGAAGCUUGGAUCUAGAAAGAAGCUUGGACCUAGAAAGAAGCUUGGACCUAGAAAGAAGCUUGGACCUAGAAAGAAGCUUGGACCUAGAAAGAAGCUUGGACCUAGAAAGAAGCUUGGACCUAGAAAGAAGCUUGGACCUAGAUGAGACCACGGUUCCGUUAGCAGUUCCGGAAAAAGCCACGAUUCCAGAUUGUGACAAGUCCCUGACGUUGCAGAGCUGUGGUUGCGGUUUGUUCAAGAAGAGUCUGGAGUUAGAACAGUUGCUGCUACGACGAGCGGUACGUACGAGUAGUGGUGUUGCAGUUAUCACUGUGUUGACUUCACCCGGUAAGUUCAGUUGUCCGCAUGAUUGUUAUUACUGUCCAAAUGAGCCUGGUCAGCCUCGAAGUUAUUUGUCGACAGAGCCGGCUGUUUUGCGAGCUAAUCAGUGUGGAUGGGAUGCUGCCGUGCAAUUUUGGGAUCGUGCUCGGACCCUACAUAAGAACGGUCAUAUCAUUGACAAGAUUGAAAUCCUCGUAUUGGGAGGUACUUGGAGUGGCUACAAACAAUCAUACCAGGAGGAGUUUUGCCGAGACCUGUUUUACGCCGCAAAUAUGUUCCAGGACUUUUUAGCUGCUGAAGCCGAAAUGCUGGUAACAGACAAGGAGGUGGCACACAAGGAGGUGGCACACAAGGAGGUGGCACACAAGGAGGUGGCACACAAGGAGGUGGCACACAAGGAGGUGGCACACAAGGAGGUGGCACACAAGGAGGUGGCACACAAGGAGGUGGCACACAAGGAGGUGGCCGCUACGAUGGGUGCGGAUGUCGCUACGAUGGGUGCGGAUGUCGCUACGAUGGGUUGCGGUACGGCCGGGAAGAAAGCAUAUCUGUCUCCAGUAUUCCAGGUGCCGAAAAGUUUCCGAGACCGACUGUCGUUGGAGGAGGAGCAGGAGAUUAAUGAGUCUUGUUCAGUGAAAGUGAUUGGGUUGACUUUGGAGACACGUCCGGACUUUAUUACAGCGGAAGAGAUCAAGCGGUUACGAUACUAUGGAUGCACUCGUGUGCAGUUAGGUGUGCAGCAUACAGAUGAGUCGAUUUUAUUAGGUAUCAAUCGAGGACAUGGUGUGGCUGAUGUAAAGCGAGCGUUAGCGCUGUUGAAGAACAGUUGCUACAAGGUGGAUAUUCAUCUGAUGCCGGAUCUCCCUGGUAGUAGCGUGAGGAUAGACGAGUUGAUGUUUGACCGUGUAAUCCAAGAUCCGGAAUUGCAGGCUGAUCAGUGGAAGAUUUAUCCGUGCGAGGUUACUCCAUUUACCACCAUUUCCGAGUGGUACAAAGAGGGACUUUAUUGUCCUUACAGCGAGGGUGAAGAGGGGCAGAAAGAUUUGAUUGAACUCAUAUUAAAAGUUAAGAAAAGAAUUCACCCCUGGAUACGACUCAACCGCAUCAUCAGAGACAUCCCCAACCAGUCCAUCAUCGCCGGGAACAAUAUGACUAACCUGAGACAAAUCAUUGGCGUUGUAACCAAACGGCACGGAUGGUCCUGCUCUUGUAUGAGAUGCCGCGAAGUUAGACAACAACAAAUACAAGACGUCCAACUAGUCAUUCGGGCAUACAACGGAGGCAACAGUGCAAUGGAGUACUUUAUCUCAUUCGAGAGCAAAGAUCGCCAACACCUCGCCGGCUUCUUGCGACUCCGGGUACCCAAUUUUGCUGCUUCCGGUAGCACAGACACCGAAUCGACUCUGCGAGCAAGCGGAAACAACCUUACAAGCGACAACAACCUUACAAGCGACGGACAGGAGUACAAUGGAACGGUCAAAUCGCCUUACGAAGUGUUAAAUCAUCGUUGCGCAAUGAUCAGAGAACUCCACGUCUACGGUAUGCUCGUCUCAACCACGGAAAACAAAAACGCUGGGGACAAUCGAGCGCAGCACUCCGGAUACGGCUCAGCUUUGAUGCAUGCCGCCGAGGUCCUCGCUCUCAGUAAAGGCGCCGAGCGGCUCGCCAUCAUCGCUGGCAUCGGCACCCGAAAUUAUUACCGCCGACUAGGUUACCAAGUAAAGGAUACGUACAUGGUGAAGGACGUGGGUUCGGACAUGCUUAAAAAACAAGUUUACGAGACAUUCCUGAAUAAUCCGAGAUUUUCAGACACGCGCGUGCUGGAAAUCGAACACAUUUCCCUGGCCGACCUUCCGUCAGUCAGGACCGUUGAAAUCGAUAGGAACUUGAUCUCUGGCGGAGAAGAGGUGAAAACAGCUUCUCCCGACAGAGCAUUGCUAAAACAUUGGGUUGAAAAGAUCAAUAUAACUUUCCUUGACGACUUUGUUCACCAGUCUCCGUCCCGACGGAGAUUGAGCACCGACAGCCCGAUUCCGUUGAGUGUGCUAAACCGCCGCGGGAACCGAACCCCGGAUUUAGAAGCCCAGAGGCCGUCUCCUUUUGAGCAGAAAAAUUCGGCCAUGAGCGACAGCGGCAAGAAACUACCUGAACGACGAGAGCGUGUGGAGGAGGACCCGGACGACUUUGCUCCGGUGCAGCCCCCUACCUGGACGUCGUCCAUCAGCAACUGGGUCGCAGAGAACCCGCUGCUUGUGGCCUCGAUCGCGGCGGGAUCUAUAUUGUUGCUCCGAAGCUUGAAGAAGUGA